AUGUCUAAAUCUGUUUACAUCCGUGCACAUAGGCUGAGAUGCAGAACACAGCACCAUGCAGAUUCGCUGGCGGUGGAAGAGAUGAAGUGGUACUGCUGUGACAGAUAUUUAGUUGACGAGGAAGAUCAAGGCAGUUUGCCGGUCGGACCAUGUCAGAUCUUCUGCAGAGGUUCUGCUUCCAGCGUGGCUGUGUCGACAGGCAUUCCUUAUAACCUCAGGAAGCAGAUACAGGCGCGGUCUCCGAGGAUCACCGGCGGCAGAAGAGAGAACGGGAGUCAGCUCCGUGCUGACCCGCAACUACGGCUCAAGUGCAUCCUCACGUGUCGACAUAAUUGGGAGCUUGCAUGGGUCACAUCUAGGGUGCAUAGUGAGACUGCUUAUCGCAGGUAUAAACCACAGGAGAACGCACCGGAAUGGGACGUGUCACUUCUGUGGAAGUCCAGCCGGUUGACGCGGUAUGGGGGUGGCAAAUGGAUUGGGAUGAGAGCAUGUUGCACAGGAUGGGGAGUAGCGUUCGUCGCUGAGGAUGGCUACCAAAAGGCGAAUGUAAACGAACAGCUUAACAUUGGCGUCGAAGAACACGGAAACACAAUCGGCACAUUGGACGUGGGCAGCGGGGCGUUGGUUUGCAAAGGCAAAGUGGUUCCAGUCUCCAUUCUUGUCGAGCGGGGAUAUCACCUUCUCCAGCAUCGAACGGCGAUGGUGAAUGAGAACGACCCCCGCACAGUUUAUGUGAGGCUACUCGACUCUGAAGUGUCCGCAGUGAUUGCGCGAAUACAUUCAAGCGCAGUUACAUGCUCUCGAUUCCCUCGUUUGAAUGGCGAGGACCUUCACUUCGAAUUACCUGAAGAUGUUCGAUCGCCUGGUCCUGCCGGCAACAUUGACUGUACUACACUGAAGCAGUACCUCCAAACUCAAGGUCUAAUUUUCAAGCAUGAUAUGGGUCUUGCCGAUGGAUCGAGAACUUGGAUAACUGGAGUGGUUUCGGCUGCACUUCUUGCCUAUUCCACACAGUCAACGUUUCGUGUUGCUACAACUCUGUUCGAGCUUGAUGUGGAUCGCGCAGUAGAGGCACGGUUAACGCAGAUGCUGGAGACCGGACUCGCUGGGAUUAUUUACACUCACCUUCUCGUAUUUCUAGGCAUGAUCUGUCUGAUGUGCAAUAUGUUUACGCGCUUGGUCGGCGUUGAGGAAGUCUUCUGCGUGGUCGUUGAAAGCAACGAUGGAGACGUUGCAGUAAAUGCUGGAUAUGAGCAUGGGUGUGAAUACGUGGGGCACAAUGAAGGAGCGGGAUAG
This is a messenger RNA of Postia placenta MAD-698-R-SB12, 1296 nucleotides long. RefSeq lists its product as hypothetical. The transcript is spliced from 13 exons. The coding region runs from base 1 to 1296 and encodes 431 amino acids. The record is from RefSeq and is a predicted model, not a curated record. Lineage: Eukaryota; Fungi; Basidiomycota; Agaricomycetes; Polyporales; Adustoporiaceae.